CUUCUGGGAGGGGCGGGGAGAGAGGAGGAACACUCAAACGCGGCGACGGCGCUGACGUCAUUUCCGCGCGCCGCCCAACGUCAGUGCCGUGCGCGGGCCGCGGCGGUGAGGUCUGCUGUAGAAAUUAGAUCUUAUUCCCGCUUCUGAGAGCCAUGGAGAGUGACUUUUAUUUACGUUACUACGUAGGUCAUAAGGGCAAGUUCGGCCACGAGUUCCUGGAGUUUGAGUUCCGACCCGACGGGAAGUUGAGAUAUGCCAACAACAGCAAUUAUAAAAAUGAUGUCAUGAUCAGAAAAGAGGCUUAUGUACAUAAAAGUGUGAUGGAGGAACUGAAGAGAAUAAUCGAUGACAGUGAAAUUACCAAAGAGGACGAUGCUUUGUGGCCACCUCCUGACCGAGUGGGCCGGCAAGAGCUUGAAAUUGUCAUUGGAGAUGAACACAUUUCUUUCACAACAUCAAAAAUUGGUUCCCUUAUUGACGUCAAUCAAUCCAAGGAUCCAGAAGGUUUACGAGUAUUUUAUUAUCUUGUCCAGGACCUGAAGUGUUUGGUCUUCAGUCUUAUUGGAUUACACUUCAAGAUUAAGCCAAUCUAGGUUGAAUAUUGCUGUGGACAUGAGGGGGGUGGGAGUAGUUAUUACCAUUAUUAGGAAAUUUUUGUGUAUAUCAGGGCAAUAUUUUUAUAAACUAUAAAUGAUUGUCUUUAAUAAAUGUGAUAAAAUCCAAUUUUUAUUAUUUUAUAAAGACCUGAAUGUGAA
Otolemur garnettii (small-eared galago) is the source of this 755-nucleotide messenger RNA. RefSeq names its product mago homolog, exon junction complex core component (gene MAGOH). Lineage: Eukaryota; Metazoa; Chordata; Mammalia; Primates; Galagidae. The record is from RefSeq and is a predicted model, not a curated record. The transcript has 5 exons. Gene Ontology annotation, biological process: RNA splicing. Gene Ontology annotation, cellular component: exon-exon junction complex; catalytic step 2 spliceosome; nucleus. Bases 153 to 593 code for a protein of 146 amino acids.